Vigna angularis (adzuki bean) is the source of this 1949-nucleotide messenger RNA. RefSeq names its product sugar transporter ERD6-like 5. NCBI's taxonomy places the organism in Eukaryota, Viridiplantae, Streptophyta, Magnoliopsida, Fabales, Fabaceae. The transcript is spliced from 18 exons. Bases 167 to 1669 code for a protein of 500 amino acids. The record is from RefSeq and is a predicted model, not a curated record. Gene Ontology annotation, molecular function: sugar transmembrane transporter activity. Gene Ontology annotation, cellular component: membrane. Gene Ontology annotation, biological process: transmembrane transport; carbohydrate transport.
UUGGACAACGUAGACUGCGAAGUGCGACGCUGUCCAACACACGGUGUUCGUUCAUAUCCAAAUUCGACUUCGUUUCGUUCUCAUCGUCAUGUCGUUUUGGUCAACGCCAUUCAUCACCAGCCUCUUUCUUUCUCUCUCUCUGGUGUAACCCUUUUAAACCCUCUGAAUGAACCUCUUUCAUAUUUCCUCUGCUUCUCAUAGAACGCAAAACAUGGACAACAAAACCACUGAACCAAGCGAUUUUACAAGCCCUCUUCUCCCUACAAGUUAUGGCGCCCAUGAUGUUGACGUUGACUUUCUGGAAAAGAGGCACACUGGAGCUUCUUCCGUUCCAAUUACUCUUAUACUCACCACCCUCGUUGCUGUUUUUGGUUCCUACGUUUUUGGCUCUGCUAUUGGGUACUCAUCACCAACUCAAUCUGGAAUCAUGCGUGAUCUCAAUCUCGGAGUGGCACAGUACUCAAUUUUUGGUUCGAUAUUGACUAUUGGAGCUAUGAUUGGUGCCGUUGUUAGUGGUAGAAUAGCAGAUUAUGCAGGUCGUCGAGUUGCCAUGGGGUUGUCCCAGAUUUUCUGCAUCUUUGGAUGGUUUGCCAUAGCAUUCUCAAAGAUUGCUUGGUGGCUUUAUGUUGGAAGACUGUUGAUAGGAUGUGGGAUUGGCCUUCUAUCUUACACGGUACCUGUUUAUGUAGCAGAAAUAACACCCAAGAAUCUUCGAGGGGCAUUCACUGGAGUUCAUCAGUUAAUGAUUUCUUGUGGGAUGUCAUUAACUUAUCUUAUUGGAGCAUAUGCCAAUUGGAGGAUCUUGGCUCUAAUAGGAAUUAUUCCGUGUCUUGUGCAGCUUCUCUGUCUGCCCUUCAUUCCUGAUUCUCCCAGGUGGCUGGCCAAGGUCGGUCGGUUAAAAGAGAGUGAUUCUUCUCUACAGCACCUCAGGGGUAAGAAUGCUGAUGUUUAUCAAGAGGCCACUGAAAUUAGAGACUAUACCGAAGCCUUUCAGAAGCAAACAGAAGCUAGCAUCAUUGGCCUAUUCCGAAUGCAGUAUUUGAAGUCACUUAUCGUAGGAGUUGGCUUGAUGAUACUACAACAAUUUGGAGGGAUUAAUGGCAUUGUUUUCUAUGCAAACUCUAUAUUUAUAUCUGCUGGGUUUUCAGAAAGUAUUGGAACAGUAGCGAUGGUCGCCAUUAAGGUUCCAAUGACAACUUUAGGGGUACUUCUGAUGGAUAAAUCUGGAAGAAGACCACUUCUGCUGGUGUCUGCAGUGGGAACAUGCUUAGGAUGCUUCCUGGCAGCCUUGUCAUUCGUCUUGCAGGACUUGCAUAAAUGGAAGGAAGUUAGCCCCAUUAUGGCCCUAGUGGGUGUACUGGUAUAUGUGGGAUCCUAUUCUAUAGGCAUGGGAGCAAUUCCGUGGGUUAUAAUGUCUGAGAUAUUUCCCAUCAACGUGAAGGGCUCUGCUGGAAGCCUUGUGACUUUGGUUAGCUGGUUGUGUUCUUGGAUUAUAUCAUAUGCUUUUAACUUCCUCAUGAAUUGGAGUUCAGCAGGAACUUUUUUCAUGUUCUCUACCAUAUGUGGUUUCACUGUGUUGUUCGUAGCAAAACUCGUACCAGAGACCAAGGGACGAACAUUAGAAGAAAUUCAAGCUUCUAUGAGUUCAUAUUCUUCUGCAAAGAAAUGAAUUCCAUUCAUGAUAAACCAGUAAGAAAUUUCCAAAUGCAAACUGGUUUACUGAAUGAAGAAAAUUGCAUUCAUGAAGCAUCACUGUACUUUUAGUGAUUGUAUUCUGAUGUACACUACACAUCCUUAGAAUUAUUUGUUUAUACUAUAUACUUCAAUAUUUUUUAUUUGAUAUUUUUUUGAGACUGUCAUAUGUAGAGUUGAAUAUUUGAUUUUCAUAUAAGAUGUUGUAGCCAUUUGACAUGUUUCACUUCGUCAAUGAAAGUGCAGAAAUCUCUUCA